AUGCGCCAGCUCAAGAUGUUCGGGAUAGAAGCGACAAUAGGGGAAAAGACGCAUCGAUUUCGCAAGAUGGAACUGGAUGCAUCCAAGCCGUUCCGUCUUCUCAUUGUCGGCGUCAAUGUCCUCGACGCUUCUGCCACGGCCUUGGCACCAGCAGUUACCAUCAUCUUGUACACGGUAACGCGCAUGAAUCUUGCCACAGAAGUCCCAAAACCAGAUGAAAUCUUCACUUCACUCUCUCUGAUUGCCCUUCUUGCCAGCUCCGUUGCACUCUUAUCUCUUGCACUCACCAAGUUUACAUCUGGCAUAGGCUCCUUCGAUAGGAUACAAGACUACCUCUUCGCAGAGAUAAACUCAGGUGACUCCAUUCAUAUUCACCCGAACGACAUGGCGAUGGAACUGGCAGCUCUGCCUGGAAGUGAACUCGUCCGUGUUCAAGGCGGUUCGUUUCGAUACGGGAACGAUGGCGAUUGUCAGCUCAACAACAUGACUUUUACUGUGAACCGAGGAGAGGUUGUUGCCGUCGUAGGUCCCCUUGGUUGCGGAAAGUCGUCGCUACUAAAAGCAGUGUUGGGGGAAGUGUCCUGCGCUGGGGGCCGGCUGUCAAUGCAUGCCACAUCAGUAGCCUACUGCCAGCAGACGCCAUACAUGUUCAACGGCACCAUUAAGAACAACAUUACUGGGGACGUUCAUGUAGAUGCAUCGUGGUUGGAGAAGGUACUUUUCUCAUGUGAUUUGACCUCGGACAUCGAGAACUUGCCAACCAGUCUCGACACGGUGGUGGGCGCCUCAGGGCUACAGCUUUCUGGCGGGCAGAAGCAGAGAGUAGCGUUGGCACGCGCAGUCUACGCAAAACCGCAGCUUCUUCUUUUGGACGAUGUUUUGACAGCUUUAGACACCAUCACAGCCAGUCGUAUCUUCCAGCGCUUGUUUGGCCCGACUGGCGUCAUCCGUCAGCUCCAGGCUGGCAUCAUGAUAGUGAGGGUCGCACCGGAUCAGCUUCUUGCUGCUACCAACAAGGUGAUUGUUCUCUCUGAAAAAGGCCACAUUGAUGCUGAGGGAAGCUACACUGAUAUUUUGGCGACUUGUCCGCUCCUACAAAAUUCAUCACUACCCAAGGACCGCUCUGAAAGUUCUGAAGAUGUGCCGGUGCCUGAUUCGGAGAAGCAGACUGCCCGUCCAAGGGCAACAAAGGCUAGCCCAGUCACGACAAUCUCUACGACAGCCAAAAGUCGCAGUAGCGGAGACCUAACCCUCUAUUCCUAUUACAUUAACUCCAUCGGCCGAUUAUCGUUUGCUUUUAUCCUAGGAUUUUCCAUUCUCUAUGUCGUCAGCCUCGUGUUUCCGCAAGUAUUGCUCUCAUGGUGGUCCGGCUCCUUGCCUGGACGGGGUCUUACCUACCUUGUCACCUAUACAGUCUUGUCCAUCUUAAGCGUAAUAGCUAUUGGCUUGUCCAUUGGUUACUUCUUUGUCUGGGCUGUUCCCUAG
Messenger RNA from [Torrubiella] hemipterigena, 1485 nucleotides. The record is from the annotation of a GenBank genome assembly. Lineage: Eukaryota; Fungi; Ascomycota; Sordariomycetes; Hypocreales; Clavicipitaceae.